Anisakis simplex (herring worm) is the source of this 585-nucleotide messenger RNA. Lineage: Eukaryota; Metazoa; Nematoda; Chromadorea; Rhabditida; Anisakidae. The record is from the annotation of a GenBank genome assembly.
AUGUUACCGAAGCUUUUAAUUAAGAAUAAGCAUUUUAUGAUCGCAAGUGAAUGCAAUCCAUUGAGUUUAACAACUUUUUGCUGGAGGAGGUGUUUAUUCAACACAAGGAUAUCAACACUACCGAAGCCAUCGUGGCAGAGUCCAACUGGUGUUCAGAAGCGAUCACCGAAUGAGGCGAAAAGCGCGGAAUCCGCACAAUUGGCUGAAUAUGCACGACUGCAUUGGGAUGACAGAGUGACAUGCAAUGAUCCUUUGGUUGUUCGAUUACGUGACGGAAUUUUAUCCGGUUCACGUUCGGCAUUAGCCGCUGGCAUCACACUCGUCGAAUCAACACACCCGACAAAACGGGCACAAGGAAGUUACCUACUGGCUGCUGUUCUGGAGGCUCAAAAGAAACGCUUCGAGGAAAAAGGACCAGCGUCGUUGAUCUUUCGUAUAGGUGUGUCAGGCAGUCCUGGAGUGGGAAAAUCGUCGUUCAUUGAAGCGCUCGGUACUCAACUUACUCAGAACCAGAACAAAAAGAUUGCUGUUCUCACUGUUGAUCCAUCUUCAGCAACUACCGGAGGUAAGUGCGCAUCAGAAUGA